AGUCAAGCUGAUUAAAAGCUGCUCGUUCACCAACUGGACCAAACCGGACUUUUACCUCAGUCACUUCAUCAGAUGCAGAGCGCCAGAUAUAGGUUCAGUCAAGUUGAUUAAAAGCUGCUCGUUCACCAACUGGACCAAACCGGAUUUUUACCUCAGUCACUUCAUCAGAUGCAGAGCGCCAGAUAUAGGUUCUGUCAAGUUGACUAAAAGCUUGUUCACCAACCAGAUUUUUUUUACCUCAGUCACUUCACUUCAUCUCAGUUGCAGAGCACCAGAUACAGAAACCUGCAACAAAAUGAUUCUUCGUGUGAUUUUGUCCCCUGAGGAUAUUAGGAAAGUUUACAUUGAUCGGCCACAAUCCAUAGAAUCUCUUCUGUCAACACUGAAAAGCAAGCUGAACAUACAAAGUGAUUUUACACUUCAGUAUGAGGAUCCUGAAUUUGACCAUGAGUUGUGCAACCUAACGACUAUCACUGAACUUCCUCCUGAAAAGGCAACCCUUAAAGUUAAUUGUAGAGCACCACCCUCUGACUCUAGCCAGUCAGAUGUGACAUUAGACACAGCGGUUAUGUCAUCAUCGUCUGACUCGAGUAUCAAGAAUGGAAAUCCUGGAUCAAUAACUGCAAGUAGUCGCUCACAGCAAUGGCCUGUUUCUUUUCCCAUUCCAAGCUUUUCAUAUGAUGUAGAAUUACGUUUGAAACGUGGAAAUGAGCAAUAUGCUAAAGAUGGCUCACUGCUCAGCCUAUCCAAGGAUGUUAAAUCUGAGAUUCUUGACAAACUUGCCACUGCAAUCUAUUCUUACAAGGCGUAUCCAUCCAAUGAGGAGUUCGAGUCUGUUUCAAGGGCUCUCACAGAGACACAUCCAUGCCUUAAAGAACCGGGAUCGGCCACAGGGUGGUAUGGAUGGAAAAUAAGCCUUAAAUUCAAAAUGGGAAACUUCCGAAGUAAACUUCGUGAUGCUGGAUGUCCAGAGCUUACUGUUACUAGUGAAAAAUGCCAUGCUUCAGAUAGAAAAAAAUACAAAGUCAAGAAACCCCGAAGAUCGGAGACCAAUUUUCUACCGGACUUACCUGCUGGAUCAAGUUAUACUGCUUUGGAGACUGAAAGGAAAGAUAUACAGUGUGAGAUGACAAAAAAAAAUCCAGACUGGCAUGUAAUUGAUGCAGCUAUGGAGAAAACUUUCUGUGCCAGAAGAAAGGAGAUUGUAGAAGAUGAGCCCACAGUAUCAGAAAUAAGGAGGAGAUGGCCUGCACUUUUCACUCAAAGACAAGUUGCUCUUGAAUUCUGUAGGCUUGUCUCCAUUGAUUUAAAAAGAACAUUCUUCGAAGGGCUUGACAAGCAUCUACCCAGGCUCCUGCAAUUAUACACCAAGCGAAGCAAUGAAGUUCCAGAACUUCUGAAUGUGUUGAAGUGUCUGGAUGAACAGAGUUGUAACCAGAAGAAGAGGGGAGCAGUUAUUUUGGGCCUUCCAUACUACAUGAGGGAGAAACCAGAAAACGUCUUCAAAGUUUGUGAGCCGACUGACAAUGAGGUCGAUGUUGUUCAGAGUGUUAAGGUGGGCAUCUUGUCAGUGAGCGAGGACACCAGACAAGAUUGUGCCUUCCCAGACGACGUCGUGAAUAUGGCUGUGAUACUGGAGGGGGAGAUUGUCAUUGUGGAUCUCCAAGACAUUCCAAAUGCCUUUGUCACAUUGUUUGGACUGCUUUACGCUUUAAACAUCAGCUAUCCCAAAGAGCUGCGAUACACCUUUGAGGUGAUCCAGCGGAUCUUUAUGAACAUUGAUGGGGAAAGCUGCUCCGCUAAAGUUCAUGGACUGAAAAACCAACUAAUGCGGUGAAGUGCCUGCAACCUUUGCUAUGUCCUUUUUUUUUUCCUCUUUUUUUUUUUUUUUUUUUUUUUUUUUAAGAGUAAUGUUCAAUUUAAUUGAUGAAUUUGUUAAAGCAUCAGCUAAGUUGAGAUUAAGGAGGUAUGAAACCAAUUCAUACGUCUUUUAAUGUGUUAAUGCUUUUCAGAGUUUCUUUUUGAAAGGAAUGUUGUGAACAGGAUGUUUCUAUAUUGUAUGUUGUGGGAGUGGCAUUUUAAAGUGUUUAGUUUAAUUGAUGAAUUUGUUGAAGCUUGAGAGCAUAAAAAAUUGAUAACCUAGUUUAUAUUAAAAUGGCAUUUAAGCCAAUUCAUAAGUCUAUAAUGUGUUUAACAAUGUUUUAACAUUUUCUUUUGGAACAAAGGAUAUUUCUAUAUUGAAUGCUGUGGGGUGAUCUUGUUUAAUGUUAUGUAACAGAUUAAUCCACAAGACUUGCAUUGAGACAGGUGUAAAACACCUUUCAAUUAGUUUUUUUCUGGUGUUUUUAGGAGUUAAUUGCAAUAAACUUUGUACUGAAAAUUGUAUUAGUGAUUGUUAAUUUGCCAUACAUUUUUGUUUAAAUCAAAUGUAGCUUACAAAUUAAUGUUCAAGUAGUAAUUCAUUAUUUGGUUCUGCUGCAGGUUUUAAAGUUUCAAAACACCACUUUAGUUGGCUGAACUUAUUGGAUGUAGUUUAGAUAACUUAACUUUAGUUGG
Carassius auratus (goldfish) is the source of this 2556-nucleotide messenger RNA. Its product is annotated as sterile alpha motif domain-containing protein 3-like. The transcript is spliced from 7 exons. Bases 296 to 1837 code for a protein of 513 amino acids. NCBI's taxonomy places the organism in Eukaryota, Metazoa, Chordata, Actinopteri, Cypriniformes, Cyprinidae. The record is from RefSeq and is a predicted model, not a curated record.